Molecule: messenger RNA, 1418 nt
Organism: Xenia sp. Carnegie-2017
Lineage: Eukaryota; Metazoa; Cnidaria; Anthozoa; Malacalcyonacea; Xeniidae
Product: 52 kDa repressor of the inhibitor of the protein kinase-like
Exons: 2
Coding region: 82-1218 (378 amino acids)
Molecular function (GO): protein dimerization activity
Source: RefSeq, a predicted model, not a curated record
AAGGCUCUUUAUACACACUGCUAUAGUCAUAGGUUAAACUUAUCCAUUUGCGAUUCUUUGAGUAUACGUGUUGUCAAUGAUAUGUUGAAACAUGUUAACAAUGCCACUAAUUUUAUUAAAAUUUCCCAAACUCGCAAUAUUCCCUUUGAAAAACAUAUACGUAAUUCAGAAACAAACUCGAAAAAGACUAGAUUAACAGACGUUUGCAAAACUAGAUGGGUAGAACGUAUCGAAGGUUUAGAUACAUUCCAAGAGCUUUUUGUACCUGUAUACACCACCCUUAACGAUAUGUCUGAAAAUCUAGAUGGUGAGUUCAAACCGUCGCUUCAGUCUGAUGCCUCAUCUUUGUUUCAACUUAUUGACAGGUUUGAUUUCGUCGUUGCUUUAGUUAUCACGAGAAAUAUUCUUGAUUCAACUCUUCCAGUAACACAGUUAUUACAGGGUAAGAGUAUCGAUAUAAUGGAUGGUAUUCAUUUAAUUUCAACUUUGAAAACUGAGGUGGUGAACAUGAGGAAUUCCUCUGAUUUUUAUCAUGACACCUGGUAUGACGAAGCGCUUGAACUGGCAGCAAAAGUUGGCAUUGAAGAAUGGAAACCAAGAACAGUGCGCAAACAAACGACCAGGGAAAAUAUUCCCCACACAACCAUUUCUGAGUAUUAUAAACGUGCAAUUACUCUUCCUCUACUAGAUCAUUUGCAAUCUUCUUUAGAAUCACGAUUCGACCUUGAGAGUGUGAAUGUCUAUAAAGGCCUUAGCAUUGUACCGACGAAAAUGAUGUCCAUGACAAGAGAUGGGGUGGAUUGGAAAGAGCCAUUCAAAACUGUGGCUAACUUUUAUUAUGAUGAUUUGCCAAAUCCUUUGGCCUUAGAUGCUGAACUUAGGUUGUGGUACACUUAUUGGGAGACCCACUGCGGCCUCCUUCCUGAUAACAUUGCCCAGACUUUAAAAUCUGUUCAUUUCGCCGGAUUUGAAAACAUUAAAAUUUUACUACGUAUUUUAGGAACGCUCCCCAUUACCUCUUGUGAAUGUGAACGAUCUAUUUCUUCCCUUAGGACACUUAAAAACUAUCAGCGAAGUACCAUGGUUGGGGAACGCUUAAAUGGUUUGGCCUUGAUGCAAAUUCAUCAGGAAAUUGUACCAGAUAUUGUGUUCCUAGGCAUGCUGAUGAGCCCUGAUAUGGGGCGAAACAGUCUUGUGUGCAUUCAAUAUUCUGAAUAGUGAAAAUCAACGACCUUGUGAUAUGUAAGUAUAAAUAUACAAUGUUUUUAUGUAUUUAUACGAUUGAGAUCUACAAGAUUCUGCAUAGCUGAAUGAUUAGACUGCUUGAUUUAAACAAUUUAUCGAAAGCAUAAAUAGUGUAGUAUGUUUUGCAAAGUAUGACGUCAUAGGUUUAGCACUGAAUGACGUCAUAAUGUUCU